Molecule: messenger RNA, 1740 nt
Organism: Cyphomyrmex costatus
Lineage: Eukaryota; Metazoa; Arthropoda; Insecta; Hymenoptera; Formicidae
Exons: 5
Coding region: 303-1187 (294 amino acids)
Source: RefSeq, a predicted model, not a curated record
CAGUUGCGUCGAGACAAGACACGAAGAGGUACGACAGUCGAACGCAUCGUCACGUGCCGACAUCCGAGUUAUUCGGACAAAAAUAAUCAGAAAGUGCAGCGCCCUCAGAGUUUCGAUCGAGUCCCUAUCAUCAAAUUACAUUUUGAAUUAGUUGAUGUCGCUCUCAAUUAUAGAAAGCCAUGUAACUUCGAAUGCCGCCUAAUAUACCUCGCGUUACUAUGGAAAUCCACAAAAAUAACUACACCGGUCCCGGACCGAAAAUAUUUAGGUAAACGACGUGGUAUACCAUAUACUCCGUCAAGAUGACAGAAAAACGACUGUCGUUGGGCAUCAACGUAAGCAUUUUGCUGAUAUUGACGAUAUUUGGCGUGCUUCUGUCUUUGCCUUUGCGAUUGUUGUUCGACACGAAUUACUCCGACCACGGAGAUAAAAGUGGUGUCAGUGACCCGGGUGAGAAAGGGAGAGAGCCCUUGAUACCAAUGGAUCAUCGAAAAUUAAGGCGCUGUCCGAAUCUGCAGUACGAGGACCGUUUGAUGUCCGUCUUUAUGAGCGAUUACGACGGAAAUUGCACGUACGUGCAAGACGAGUGCGACGAUGACGAAGAUGACGACGAUGAUGACAGCGACUCUGAAGAGGAAGAGGAUAGUAGAGAGGACGAUAAGAAGGAGAAAACAUACAGGUCCAAGAAGAGCAUCGAAGAAAUGAAAGAAAGCGCUGAAGAGAUCUUGAAGUCGCGUCAAAUGAAGUCCGUCACGGUGGCAGGCCACAUACUCGUGACGAUGUUGCUCGUAUCAGUAAUAGCUGCCCUCGUUGAAGUACUGCGAAUACGCUUCGCCAGAGAAAAAGAUUCGUCUAGGGCAGGCACGAUUAUUUCACGGAGAUGCUCCUCCAGCGUGGACAUACCCGCCACAAGACGUCCCAUUUCAAGAGAAUUAAUUAGAAGCCAAAAGUCCUUUGACAUACCAGGAGUACAUCAUUCUGCAUUGCGUCUGUUAGGAGCGCGGCCGCCCCCGCUUAUCCGUCGCUCCUCAUUUCCAACGCCACAAGCGAAGAAAGCCGCUACUUCGUCUCUUUGCGGUACACCGAGUAAAGGGCUGACACGGCGCCAAUCGGCUGAAUCGGAAGAAGAAAUCAGGAUUGUCACUAACACUCUUCAUCAUCGCACCCGUCUAAUUCGACGCCAUUAAAGCGGCAAGAACAGUAUAGAUAUAUCAAUCCAUCAAAUGCCUUGUAUCUAUACAUCGGUAACAAAACUAACAGGAUACACGUUUAUUAUUAUAAGGUAACUCGCAACGCACAAUGAUCCUAUGAUCUUCUUUUACGUUUGCGCAACGUCGAAAAAUUUAAGGAACACAAUUCUUCCGUAUCUUCCAACGCAUCCCUUACGGCGCGGCGGCUUCAAUAGUGCUCCAUUCCCACGACGCUUUUAUAUCAAGCUGCUCACUAAAGUUCUGCUUUCUAGCCAAGCAAUUUUUGAAAUAUUUCAGAUUGAUUAAUAUACAGAAUCAAAUUUCAGGAUCAAAAACUAUCGCGUGAGCUACGGUGGAAAGCUGAAUUGCUACACAGUACAUGCCUGGACUAACAUGUUUUAAUAAAGUAAUCUCUAUUUCUUCCAUAUUCAUCGCACAACGUGCUUUAAGGUCAUUUAAUCAAACGAAGUAACUGCAAUCGAUUUAAUCGAUCUUAACUUUUAAUAAAUUAUUCUCAAUCUUCUUAUCGCGGAAUAAUAUAACAUUUUUA